Molecule: messenger RNA, 1668 nt
Organism: Hydractinia symbiolongicarpus
Lineage: Eukaryota; Metazoa; Cnidaria; Hydrozoa; Anthoathecata; Hydractiniidae
Product: dynein regulatory complex subunit 4-like
Exons: 14
Coding region: 156-1598 (480 amino acids)
Biological process (GO): cell motility
Cellular component (GO): Golgi apparatus; motile cilium; microtubule
Molecular function (GO): small GTPase binding; microtubule binding
Source: RefSeq, a predicted model, not a curated record
CUUUAAAAAGGAUUUUAAAAUCAUCGUUGAGUUCAGGGGAUUUAUAACUAGACACCUUAAACAUCGUUGGGGUAGCUCACCGAUAAGAAAAGUUUUGUGCGUUGAAGUUGAAUUAUAAAUAAAUAGAAAAUUUCAAUAGUCAUUAUCUUAUCAAAAUGCCGCCGAAAAAAGGAAAAAAGAAAAAAUCAGCAAAAGCAAAAGCUCCAACUAUUGUAGAUGGAAUCAGUACUGAGGAAAUGAGUAAAGAGCAGCUUGAAGAGUAUAUUGUACGCCUCAGAGAAGAACUCGAUCGAGAGCGGGAAGAGAGAAAUUAUUUUCAGCUUGAAAGAGAUAAAGUCAACACAUUUUGGGAAAUUACCAAGCGACAAUUAGAUGAAAAAAAAGCUGAUUUACGUAAUAAAGAACGAGAAGAAGAAGAGGCUGAAGAGCGACAUCAAGUGGAAAUUAAAGUAUAUAAACAAAAAGUCAAACAUCUCCUCUAUGAGCAUCAAAACAAUAUUACUGAACUAAAAGCAGAGAGUGCUGUUGCAAUAAAACUUGCACAGGAUGAACAUAAAGGUAAAGAAUCUGAUCUUCGAAAAGAUAAGCGAAGCCUUAAAGUAGAACUUAAAGAACAAGAACUUUCAAAUGAAGAUGUUAUCAAGUCUUUACUGCGAGGUAAAGAUGAAGAAAUAACCACACUCAGAAACGACUUUGAAAGACAAGCAAACGAGAUUGAGGCGAAGUAUGAGAAAAAGAUGAGAACUUUACGUGAUGAACUUGAGUUGCGAAGGAAAACAGAAAUUCAUGAAAUAGAGGAGAGGAAAAAUGGCCAGAUAAAUACAUUAAUGAAGAAUCAUGAAAAGGCAUUCAGUGAUAUAAAAAAUUAUUACAAUGACAUAACGUUGAAUAAUUUGGCACUUAUCAAUUCACUGAAGGAACAAGUUGAAGAGAUGCGUAAAAAAGAAGAAAGGCUUGAGAAACAAAUGAAUGAAGUUAUGGCAGAGAAUCGUAAAUUAAUCGAACCUCUUCAAAAAGCUAAAGAAGAAGUACAGGAGUUACACAAACAACUAUCAAACUAUGAAAAAGACAAAGCUUCUUUGCAGAGUGCGAAAGCUCGACUGCGAGUACAAGAGGACGAACUAAAGAAAUUACAGUGGGAACACGAAGUGUUGCGACAAAGAUUUGAACAGACACAAAAAGAACGAGAUGAACUGUACAAUAAAUUUGUCCGAGCUAUUCACGAAGUUCAGCAGAAAGGAAAUUUCAAAAAUCUACUUCUUGAAAAGAAGUUGACAGUUAUUACAGACACUCUUGAGAAAAAGGAGGCUCAAUUAAAUGAAGUUUUGUCUGCGUCCAAUCUCGAUCCUACAGCUUUGGUUGUUGUCACUAGAAAACUCGAGGACGUGUUGGAUUCAAAGAACAGCGCUAUAAAAGAUUUACAAUAUGAACUUGCACGCGUGUGUAAGGCGCAUAACGACUUGAUACGAACAUACGAAGCCAAACUUCGAUCGUUUGGAGUCCCUACAGAAGAACUUGGUUUCCAGCCCCUCCAGAGUAACGUUACUGGACAACAGCUUGGAAAAGGAACAGCAGGUUUGGUCGCUCAACCGACGUGAAGACAGAUUUUUUAAAUUAAAUAUCGUGUAUAUUAUAUAUUUUUAUGUUAAUUUAUUUUUAUUAAUCUCA